Bactrocera neohumeralis is the source of this 782-nucleotide messenger RNA. Its product is annotated as trypsin-like. The transcript has a single exon. The coding region runs from base 53 to 715 and encodes 220 amino acids. The record is from RefSeq and is a predicted model, not a curated record. Gene Ontology annotation, molecular function: serine-type endopeptidase activity. Gene Ontology annotation, biological process: proteolysis. Lineage: Eukaryota; Metazoa; Arthropoda; Insecta; Diptera; Tephritidae.
CGAGUAAAACAUACGCAAAAGCCACGAAACAGUUUACUAAUAUUUUUGAAAUAUGAAUCAAUUACUCGUUUGCAGUUUCUUGUUGGCGAUCGCAUCGUCUUACGCAGCCGUUGUUCAAGCAGCAUCCUAUGUCGUUUCAGUUCAAGGAAACGACGGUGGCGACCCAAUCUGUGGUGGUGUUCUCAUCGGUGAAAAAACUGUGCUGACCACUGCGCAGUGCCUGGCUUUCUACGAUCCUGAGCAAUUGGUUGUUUCAGUAAACAAUGGCGCUCAAAUCAUCAAGCUUGCAGGUUACACUUUCGAUGCAGCAUUCGACUUCGUUACCAUGGAAAACAACAUCGGCCUCUUGAAACUGGCCGAAGCAGCAAACGCUGAUAUCAUUGAUCCGGCUCAACAACAACCAGCAACCGGUGCUAGCGGUGUUACCUACAGUUGGGGUACCAAUGGCACACUAAACAGUGUCGAUGUUGAACUCAUCAGCACGAGCGAUUGCGGUUCUGGUGAUUAUGGCUGGAGUGAAGAUGAGGUUUUGAAUACAAUGGUUUGCGGAUUGGUAAAAGACAGCAACUCAUGCGUUGGUCGUUUCGGUAGUCCAGUAGUCUCCGACAACAAACUGGUUGGUUUGACUGCAUGGGGUGGCUGUGGUACCAAGGGUAAAGCAGCUGUUUUCACCGAUGUGCCAUCUCUACUCUCAUGGAUCAAUAGUAGCCUAUAAACUUAGGAAUAACUUAAGCAAAAGCUUAGCUUCUUGAUAUCUAAAAUAACAAAGCAAAAAAUAUUAA